This is a messenger RNA of Cataglyphis hispanica, 2346 nucleotides long. Its product is annotated as cytochrome P450 4g15-like. Gene Ontology annotation, molecular function: heme binding; iron ion binding; monooxygenase activity. The record is from RefSeq and is a predicted model, not a curated record. The coding region runs from base 70 to 1401 and encodes 443 amino acids. The transcript is spliced from 12 exons. NCBI's taxonomy places the organism in Eukaryota, Metazoa, Arthropoda, Insecta, Hymenoptera, Formicidae.
AAUAUCCGCAGAUCAUUAGUGACAUUAAUAUAAAGACGUAAUACUAUUACGCCGUUAUUAUUCAGUGCAAUGAUAUCUAUAACUAUUGUGUUAAUCAUUCUGAUUUGUAUAAGUUAUUUCUACUUGAAUUAUCAUCGCCAACGACCUAAAACCAUAAACCACUUGUUGCCUGGUCCAAGAACAUGGCCGGUUAUUGGGAACGCUUACUGUUUUUUUCGACGAAAUCCUGAUGAAAUAUUGAAUAUUGUUACUAAGUGGGCAGAAGAUUAUCAGUCUCCAUUCCGAUGUUGGAUAGGUAACAAGUUAUUCAUUUUUGUAAACGAUCCAGACCAAAUAAAGACAAUCUUACAGAGUAGUCAUUGCUUGAACAAAAGUAUAUUAUACAAAUUUUUUGAACCAUUAUUGGGUGAGGGAAUAUUCACAGCUUCUGAAUUAAAAUGGCGUUUACAACGACGAUUGAUAUCGCCAACCUUCUCUAACAAUAUGUUACUAAGAUAUUUUGAUGUAUUUGUUGAACAAUCUUUAAUAUUAACGAACACAUUGGAAAAUAUAGGAUUAAAUAGCGAGAUUAUCUUUUUUGAACAUAUAUCGGAGCGUACUUUGGAUACUGCAUGUGUUACUUUGAUGGGCGUCAAAGUAAAACCAUCAUUAAUCAACCAAUUUCUCGAAACAAGACUCAGAACAGCUGCUAACUCUAGAGUGACAAAUUUGUUUUUAUAUUCUGACUUUAUAUUUAACUUGACUUCUAAUGGUCGAGAAUUCCGAAAGAAUAUAAACUUAAUGCACAUUAUUAUAGAUGAGGUAAUACGGCAGGCUGAUACAUUAAAUAGACUCAAUACCAAAAAUAAAAGUAAAAAAAAUAGAACAUUUUAUGACAUUAUAAUGGAUUCAUCCCAUAAAGAAAACUUCGCACAAAAUGAUUUCACGAAGAUGCUUCAUAAUAAUGUACUUUUUAUGUUAUUAGCGGCCAGUGACACAUCUGCUAUUACUUUGAAUUUUGUGGUUUUUAUAUUAGCAAAUUUCUCAGAAAUACAAGAAAAAGUGUAUCAAGAAUUACGGGAAAUUUAUGGAACCAAAACUCCAAAAUCUACUUCGAUAAAAUACGAAGAUUUACAACGCAUGAAUUACUUGGAAAAUGUCAUUAAAGAAACUAUGAGAAUAUUUCCUAUUGCUCCAUUAAUUGCGCGAGAGCUAUCUGAGGAUUUAAACAUAGGAAAUAUUAUCUUACCCAAAGGCACUGAUGUUAUUUUACAAUUAAUGGCGGUACACCGAAAAGAAAAGUUUUGGCCCAAUCCGUUAGUAUUUGAUCCGGACAGAUUUCUGCCUGAAAAUAUAGGAAAGUUUAAUUCAUUUUACAUGCCGUUUAGUUUAGGAUCUAGAAAUUGUAUGGAGUAUUAUUGACUUGAAAUAUCGCGGCCGAUGUCUACUUUUUCAUUUUUGACCCUAUGGUAUGACCAACUUUGGAUUUAGGAUUAUAAUUAAAUGACAACAUGACAUAUGUCAAUCUCUACUACACGAGUCAGAAGUUGGCGCAGAACAGAAAAUGAAAAUCUAUAUAUAUUUAUAAUAUCUAUAAUAUGUAAGUAUAUAUAUAUAUACAGAGUGUCUGAUAAUAAUUGCCAUACCCGUAAUGUGCAGAUAGAGCUUAAACCAAGCAAGAAAGUUCUUUACAAAUUUUUUUUGUAUAACGCUCAAUAAAAUAACUAUUAUUAAAUAAAGUUUGGUCAGUCAUUGCUGAUCUUUUGCUGGACGCAUGUCGGGGAGCUGAGCGCUUGAUAGUGUACGUGAACGUUCACUAUCGCAGCUUUAGGGUCAACUUGACCCCGUAACAUAUUAUUAUAAGAUAUUUUGUAUAAAAAUAUUGUAACUUUGAAAUCUUAUAACUCAGAAAGUAAUUAAAAAGGAACACUUUAUCAUAGUGUUUUGGAAAGCUCUCAAGAUGGGCUACAAGAAUAUGCAAUAAAAAAUAUAGUAUUCUAUUUAAAAAAUUAAAUGUGACCUUUAUGUGACCUUCAAAUAACUCUUCAAGGUCAAACCAAUAAUAUCAUUUUAUGUCCCCCUUGAAACUAUACAACAUUUGUCUGAAACAUUUUUACUGAUAAUGCUUCGUUGAAGAAUUAUCGAAGUGCGUUUUUUAAAAUGAGACACCCUGUAUAUAUUUUUUUAUGUAUUUUUUAUGUACGACAAAACAAUAUUUGUUGCUAUAAUCCGUUAAAGAACAAUACAGAAUUUUUUACAAUAUGAAGAAAAUUCAAACUACCAUUUUGAAUAUAAUUAAUUUCUUUUAUAUUUUAUGUAUUGUAAAAUAUAUUUAUAAAUGGAAGAUUAAAUUGUAGCAUUAUGUAU